Molecule: messenger RNA, 2860 nt
Organism: Thermothelomyces thermophilus ATCC 42464
Lineage: Eukaryota; Fungi; Ascomycota; Sordariomycetes; Sordariales; Chaetomiaceae
Exons: 5
Coding region: 80-2761 (893 amino acids)
Biological process (GO): mitotic sister chromatid cohesion; maintenance of mitotic sister chromatid cohesion
Cellular component (GO): SMC loading complex; chromatin
Molecular function (GO): double-stranded DNA binding
Source: RefSeq, a predicted model, not a curated record
CUUCAGUCCAUGCCCUCUCUUCUCGGUUGCGGCUGGACUGUUCCGAUAGACACGGGAUCCCACCUGGCCCUUCGACAGGAUGCCUCCCGGCGAGGCAUACGGCAACCAGGGCCAGCAGCAGCAUCCGCAGCAGCAUCAAUUCCAAGUGCACCCGCAGGCGCGGCAAUUACACCCCCAGCCUCAACACCUUCCGCCGCUGCACUCUGGCCCACAAGCGCCCCCGCUACCACAGCCAUCACUGUUACCACAUCCUCAAUACGCGAAUCCAUAUCCCGGCGGACACCAGCAGUAUCAACAACAACAUCGACAGCACCAAUACCAGCACCUGCACCAGCACCUGCACCAGCAGCAGCACGUACAAUAUGUCCAUCCCGCAUAUGCCCAGCAACAGCAACCUGCGCCAUUCUACCCGAACGAUACUCCGCAACAGCCGUACCGAAACUACAAUGGCGCCUUUCACCAGUUCACACCCGCACCUGCACCCGCAACCGCUCCCGCUCCCGCUCCCAUCCCCAAUCCUACUCUCGCUCCGCAGUCCGCGCCGCUCCCGCACCCUACGCACACGUCAACGCCGAUGCCAGCGCCCAUACAGUUUGUCGACCCGUCUUAUAUGCAACAUGGCCCUGCCACGAGACCGCCUGGAGUCCCGCCUCCUGUGUCACAGCCACCAUCCGCUCCCUUGUUGAACCCUCAAUUAUCUCGCCCGGCCGCCCAGCCGAAAGCUCCAUGUCCGAUGCCUGUAAACCCAAGCCCAAAGCUUGAAGAGAAAUGGCCGCCGUCCCGGGGAACGCCAAAGCUGCUUACAAAAGAGCCCAGGCGCCCAAGUUCAAGCGCCGGAGUCACAAAGUCGCCGGCAACCCCGCAGGCACCCGCCCAUGUCGAAACGCUUCCCCUGUUAUUGUCCGUGGCGGAGGAUUGCUUCGAGAAAGCCAAUGCAGCCGCUCAGCGGCUUGCCAGAACCAUGGGCCCAAGUGAAGUCGCGGAGCACCACAAGCUAAUCGCUAUAGGCUUGGGGUGCCUGGAUGUAGCACUGAAGUCGAAUAAGCUGUGGCCCCGGCUCGAGGCGAGGUUAUGCCUACGUUAUACCAGCAUACUCAUCGAGGAAACCACCAACAUUACGGAGGCUGAGACGGCAUUGACAAGAGGCAUAUCGGUGUGCGAGAAGCACCGUUUUCUUGAUCUCAAGUACAGCUCACAAUUCCUCCUGAUGAAAACACUCUUCCAGCGGAACCAAAAGGCGGCCUUCAAAUCCGUCGAAAGCCACAUUGCUGAUUGUACAACGUAUAAACAUGUCCCUUGGAUCUACGCCUUCCGCUUCCUCAAAGCCUCCUUCCACCUCCAGUCCGGUACGGCCGCCGACAACCAUGCAAUAGAGAACCUGCGCAAGAUUGCCGGAAUUGCCAGUCAACGCAAUGACAAGGCCAUCUUUGUCGUGGCCAUGCUGCUUGAAGGCCUUGCCCACCUCAGCACGAUGAAGGAUGACUGGGCCACCCGGGUACAAAUGUGCAUUGCCCAGGUGUCGAAGCUUCAGCUCGAUGAGAGCAUCCGCAUCCCGCAAACUGAUGUGUUACUGCUUAUGCUUGACCUAGCGUGCAGCCUCCAUCAAAAAACCCACCAGAUCUCAGCGCAGAAACUGAGUGCUCUUCAGAGAAGACUGGAAGAGCUGAAACAGGCCUCGAACUGGUCUUCUCAGCAUGGAGAGAUGCUGCUGCCCAUCAACCGGAUGCAGAACACGCAACAAAUAGUCAGUGCCGACACGAGGGCGGUGCUGCGGCCUGGGGACGAUAGGGUUGACUACCUAGUGAUAUCAGCACUGGGGAAACAAGAGGCAUGGGCGCUGGCAUAUGUUCUCAAUGGCAUCGUGGCCCACUACAGAGCCACGACACCGGGCCGUAGCUCGGGCAUGUGGGGGGAAGCGAUAAGGCUAUUAGAAGAGAGCAAAACCGGGCCGUCUUCUUACAGCCUCCCGGAGGCUUUGAAGCAAGCAGAGUGGGCAAAGGAGCUCUCCUGCUACGCACACGUCCUCACCGGACUCCAGGCGGCGACUCUAUCCGAUUGGGCAAAAGUCAAGGCGUGUCUCAAAGCCAUUGAACAACAAAAACCGGAAUCAGAGCUCCUUGACGUCCUGACAUUGUACCUGGAAGGGGUCUUCCACCAGGGCACAGCGGCGCUCGACAAAGCAACAGAAAUCUGGAAAGACAAGCAAUUCGAGAUGGACUGGAGCGGAGCUCCCAAACCGGCCGGCAACCGCAUCGCGACCGAGCUCUCCAUCCUGGCGGCCCUCAAUCGGCUCUGGAUCAUGCAGGACCCGGCGCAGGCGGACGACGCCGAAACGGCCGAGCUUGUGGACUUGCUGCGGCCCAUCUGCGAGGACAACCCGGACCAGGAGAUCCGCACCGUCUACAACCUCGUCCUCUCGUCGAUCCGCACGAACCCGCCCCUGUCGAUCAACCAGGUGAAGCGGCACAUCCAGCAGUCGCUCAGCGGCGCCCAGCAGACCAGCAACACGCAGUACCUGGCCAUCGCGCUCAACAUCAUGCGAGCUCGGCUGUUCGAGAACGUGGUAGGUGAGCAGGCGCUCAAGAGCGCUCGCGCCGGGUCGGCCCAGGCCAGGAAGAGCGGCAAUGUCCUGUGGAUGAGCGUGGCCGAGGGCAUGCUGGCGCAGUCGUUUGAGAUGCAGGGCGCGCUGGCCGAGGCCAGGGUUGCGCACGAGACCGGGGUGAGGCUGGCGAACGAGGCGUUUGCCAAGACGCAGGUUUGACUUUGGGCCUCAAACGUGCGUUAGCAAAGUCGCGGUGGUUAUGAUGUGCCAUUUUACGAUGGAAAAACUAUGAGGGUUUUUGUAUUUGGUUUCAGGCUU